Messenger RNA from Triplophysa rosa, 932 nucleotides. It is a transcript of the gene rsl24d1, whose product is annotated as ribosomal L24 domain containing 1. The coding region runs from base 74 to 559 and encodes 161 amino acids. Gene Ontology annotation, cellular component: nucleolus. Lineage: Eukaryota; Metazoa; Chordata; Actinopteri; Cypriniformes; Nemacheilidae. The transcript has 6 exons. Gene Ontology annotation, biological process: ribosomal large subunit biogenesis. The record is from RefSeq and is a predicted model, not a curated record.
CGCGCUUCCUUUUUCCGUUCGUGUGCGCAGUGUGCACGCACAUGUACCCGUAAAAUAAUAAUAAUCCAGUAAAAUGCGCAUUGAAAAGUGUUAUUUCUGCUCUGCUCCGGUUUAUCCGGGACACGGCAUGGCGUUUGUACGCAAUGACUGUAAGGUUUUUCAAUUCUGCAGAUCUAAAUGCCACAAAAACUUUAAGAAGAAGCGAAACCCAAGAAAGACCAGAUGGACCAAAGCCUUCCGAAAGGCAUCAGGCAAAGAGCUGACAGUGGAUAACUCAUUGGAGUUUGAAAAGCGCAGAAAUAUUCCACUUAAAUACAACAGAGAACUCUGGAGCAAGACAGUGGAGGCAAUGAAGAAGGUUGAAGCUAUCAAACAGAAGAGACAGUCACGAUUUAUCGUGAACAGACUGAAGAAAGGCAAAGAGCUUGAGAAGGCAGCAGAUAUUAGUGAAAUCAAGAAGAACAUUCAUCUCAUCAAAGCUCCACACGCAGGUCAAGCCAAACAGUUGGAGGACAAGAUGGUCCAAAAGCUGGCAGAAGAUGUGGAAAUGGAUGAGUAAAGAGGGAAGCCCACACAAUUGGACUUUCAUGUCUCUGGAGGUGCGGAGGAUCUGUGUCAUUUGUUUUGAAACAAAAGGCUGUGUUGAUGAUGUCAGAACUUUUACUCCACAAAAAAUGAAUUUUGAACACAAACCACUCGCUGAGACUAUAACAUGGAGCUGACCAGAGUUUUGCAUUGUUUUUUCUCCAGAUAUAUUCUGCUUUAAAGGUUCCUUUGUCCUAGUUCUUCUGAGGCUAUAAAGAGAUUGAGGCUAUUAAAAACAUUCAUGUGUCGUGUGUGCUGUAACUGUUAAUUCAGCUGAAUAUGAAUACAUGUAUCAACAUUAAAACAAAUAAAAUUUCAUUAAAACCCUAUAUUAUAAUUAUAUAUGU